UUACCAACCCAUCUUAAAGAGAAGUCCCGAAACACACCAAAACACAUCCAGAAACAAACACAAACACACCCAAACACACCCAAACACACCCAAACACACCCAAACACACCAAAAACACGCCAAAAACACGCCCCAAAAUGGCAUACAACAGAUCGCACACGAGCUUGAACUCGCGCAGACUGUCCUUCUUCAACUCGCACCAGUUGGCCCACCCCCCGCAGCCAGACGUCUACUUCGUGGGGGUGGACGUGGGCACGGGGUCCGCGCGGGCAUGUGUCAUUGACACCAACGGAGUCAUCUUGGGCUUGGCCGAGCGGCCCAUCACCAGGCACCAGUUGAAGCCCAACCACAUCACGCAGAACUCCACGGAGAUCUGGAACUCCAUCUGCUACUGCGUCAAGACGUGCUUGCGCGACUCGGGCGUGGACGCCGCGGAGGUGUUUGGCAUAGGCUUCGACGCCACGUGCUCGUUGGUGGCCGUGGCGCAGAGCACGGACCAGCCCGCAGGCGUGGGCCCGGACUUUGCCGACAGCAAGGAGAACAUCGUAUUGUGGAUGGACCACCGCGCCGACAGCGAGACCAACGCCAUCAACGCCACGGGCGACAAGGCCUUGAAGUACGUGGGCGGCCAGAUGUCCAUCGAGAUGGAGUUGCCCAAGAUCAAGUGGUUGAAGCACCACCGCCCGGGCGGCUUGGACGACUUGAAGUUCUACGACUUGCCGGACUACUUGACGCACAAGGCCACGGGCUCCGAGGCCCGCUCGUACAACUCCACCGUGUGCAAGCAGGGCUUGGUGCCCAUCGGCGUGGACGGCUCCACCGAGGGCUGGUCCCGCGACUUCUUGCGGCAGAUCGACUUGCCCGAGUUGGUGGCCGACGACUUCGCCAAGUUGGGCGGCAUCCCGGGCCGCACCGGCACGUGGUUGAGCGCCGGCGACGUGGUGGGCAAGCUCACGCCGCAGGCCGCCGAGGACUUGGGCUUGACCACCGAGUGCGUGGUGGGGAGCGGCGUCAUCGACGCCUACGCGGGCUGGAUCGGCACCGUGGCCGGCAAGGUCGACCUUCCCUCGCACCCGGAGUUGCUGCAGGAGUCCGACGGCUCCAUGAGCUCGGGCUGCGGCCGCUUGGCCGCGGUCGCGGGCACCUCCACGUGCCACAUCGCCAUGUCCGAGCAGCCCUGCUUCGUCAAGGGCGUGUGGGGCCCCUACAGAGAGGUGUUUGGCCCCGGCUACUGGUUGGCCGAGGGCGGCCAGUCGUGCACGGGCGCGCUCUUGGCCCACGUGCUCUCCAUCCAUCCUUCGCACGGCGAGUUGGUGCAGUUGGCCGAGGCCUCCAACUUGUCCAAGUUCGACUACUUGAACUUGGUCUUGGAGAACAUGGUGUCCGAGCACGGCUCGCGCUCCGUGGUGGCCUUGGCCAAGCACAUCUUCUUCUACGGGGACUUCCACGGCAACCGGUCGCCCAUCGCCGACCCCCACAUGCGCGCUUCCAUCAUCGGCCAGUCCAUGGACUCGUCCGUCAAGGACUUGGCCUUGCAGUACUUUGGCGCGUGCGAGUUCAUUGCCCAGCAGACCCGCCAGAUUGUCGAGGAGAUGGAGAAGGGCGGCCACAGCAUCAAGUGCGUGUACAUGAGCGGCGGCCAGUGCCGCAACGGCUUGUUGAUGCGCUUGCUUGCUGACUGCACGGGCUUGCCUGUCAUCGUGCCGCGCUACAUCGACGCUGCCGUGGUGUUUGGCUCUGCGUUGUUGGGAGCCGUUGCUGCCCUGCAAAUGGUCGACGAGCACAUCAGCACCAAGGGCCGCAGCAGAAGAGCCUCGUUGUUGAAGUCCCAGACCGACUUGAACAACAUGGACUCCAAACAAAAGGCUCAGUCUCCCCCCCACUCGCCAUACACCGCGCCCUCGGCAACUGCUUCUUCGACGAACAUGGCUGCUUUUGCCUACACGAGCGCGAACCACCAUAACCAAUUCACCAUGUCUCCUCUUGGUGAGAGCACAGGGGAGCAGGACUACUUUAACCAGACCGCCGCAAAGCCUGCCAAGUCUGACGGCUCCGAGUCGGACUCCGAUGAGGACGAAACCUUGUCCUUUGGUUCCAAGCAAAACACAUCCCAGACGGUGCAGAAAGAUCUCUCUCACAAAUUGUUCAAGAUGGGGAUCAAACCAUUGACGAGUUCCACUUCUGCGAAGAAGCAGAAGAAGCCAGAGCACCAGGGAGAUAAGUUGUGGCAGACCAUGGAGAAGCUCACGGGCCCAGGAAGGGCCAUCAUCCCAAGCCCGGAGAGCCAUCCCGACCGCAGAUUGUUGGCGGCCAAGUACAAGAUUUUCCUUGAGCAAUGCUACAAGCAGCAAGAGUACAGAAAGCUCGUGGAUGAGGUUGAAGCCAGCGCGUGAGGCGUCAAUUCACACUGCACUUCCAACUACUUGAGCAGCUCACAUUUUCCGGGUCUGGCCUGGCUUCCAUCAAUUAGGAAAUAAACCUUCUUGGCUCUUGAAAUGGGUCCACGUAGAGCUGCAACCUCCCUUUGAGUUAGUUGAACCUAGUAUUACGUAGCUAUGGGCCGUAGAACCUGAGAAGAGGAGAAAAAACGAAAGUCAUGUUCUGGCGCAGCUAUAAUUAUUAGAUGGGACGCAGUAUUCAUGCAGAAAGCUGAUACAAUCAUUAUUACCAUGACUAUCAGAACAUAAAAUACCCCUCAUUACCUUGGUUUACUCCUUCACGUCCUGAAAUCACUCAAGAGUGUUUUGUUAAGAAUCUUCUUAGAGAGCACUGGCAAAUAUAGAAAGUAUAUAGUUAGGAGUUCCAUCUUAUUUUGGUGUCUUAUUUCGUCAUCUGUUCUGUAUUUACUCUCAGCUUCAGACUUGGCCGAAACGACUCUUGUUAACU
Messenger RNA from Metschnikowia bicuspidata var. bicuspidata NRRL YB-4993, 2886 nucleotides. Its product is annotated as putative phosphotransferase. Gene Ontology annotation, molecular function: phosphotransferase activity, alcohol group as acceptor; kinase activity. NCBI's taxonomy places the organism in Eukaryota, Fungi, Ascomycota, Pichiomycetes, Serinales, Metschnikowiaceae. Gene Ontology annotation, biological process: carbohydrate metabolic process. The coding region runs from base 138 to 2393 and encodes 751 amino acids. The transcript has a single exon. The record is from RefSeq and is a predicted model, not a curated record.